AUGGCUCCUAAACGCGCCGCCGAGGGCGCAUCCUCAAAGGACCACCAAGUCAAGAAGCGCAAGGGCUUCGGACCAAACACCCUCCCCGAGGGCCCAUGGCGUAGAAAGGUCGAAAAGAAGAAAAUCGAGCUCAUCCACAAGGCCAAGAUCAAGAAGGCCUACGCAAAGAUCAAGGAGCGAGAACUCGCUUCCCGGGAGCCCUCCUCCUCCUCAAACGCGCAGCAGCCCGCCACCGCACUGGCAAAGGAUGUCUCCAGCGAAGAUGAGCUCGACUCCCUCCAGGAUCCCUCCAGCAAAACGGGCUCUCCCGCGCCAACCUCAGCACCAGCAGAAGCAGCAGAAGCAGCAUCAUCAGCAGUAGACACACCCACUGACGCCACAUCCUCAUCCUUAUCAACAUCAACACCGGCAACAACAACAACAACAACAACAACCACGCCUCACCCCUCCAAAGAAGAAGUCCACCCCUCCCGCGCAGAAAUGCUCGAAAACGACGGCGAACCCCCCAACCCAAACACCAUCGCCGUCAAACGCAAGCGCACGGCGGAAGAAUCAGCCGACGCCGACGCCGAUGCCACAGCGGCAACCGAGGACAUCGCCGCCGCCCCCGCCGCCGGCGAUCGCUACGAACCCCGCCAGCAGCGCAGACCCCGCAAGCCAGGCUACUACGAGAAGCAGCUCGCCCACGCCGAGAAGAAAAAGGCCGAGGCCGAGGCCCGCCGCGCCGAGAUCCAGCGCCGCCGCGAGGAGCGCGAGCGCAAGACGGCCGACCGCGAGCGGUACCGCCGGGCCAUGGCGAAAGCGCGCAAGGGGUCCGAGAACGGUGGGCAGCGCAGGCUGGGCAGGGAGAGCGCGCUGCUGUUGGAGAAGGUGAGGCGUAUGGUUGGGGAUUCCAAGUGA
Colletotrichum fioriniae is the source of this 900-nucleotide messenger RNA. RefSeq lists its product as uncharacterized. The record is from RefSeq and is a predicted model, not a curated record. Lineage: Eukaryota; Fungi; Ascomycota; Sordariomycetes; Glomerellales; Glomerellaceae.